Chiloscyllium plagiosum (whitespotted bambooshark) is the source of this 1079-nucleotide messenger RNA. The record is from RefSeq and is a predicted model, not a curated record. NCBI's taxonomy places the organism in Eukaryota, Metazoa, Chordata, Chondrichthyes, Orectolobiformes, Hemiscylliidae.
GUCAGUAACCCUUGGGGAUGGAGGUGCCAGCCGGGAAGCUGAAGGUGAUGGAGAAGUUCUUCAGCCCCCGGAGACUGGGGAGAGAAAGGGAGGAGGUGGCCCAGGGGAGAAGCCGCAGGCCCCUCUCCUCCUCCAGCUCCUGGUCCUCGGGGGACGAGGGGGCAGGCUCUGGGGUCAAUGGGAGCCCAUUCUCGAGGUCUUGCGGGGAUGUGAGGGCCUGUUCCUCCUCCCCGCCUGGGGGCAGACGGGUCCCCUCCCGGGGGGAGGGACAGCGAGCCCAGGGCCCCUCCUCCCUGAGGAGGGCCAGGUCCGUGGAGGGCCCUGCUCUAGGGCUCAAAGCCUGGGGAAGGGAGCCAGGAGCCUGCAGCUCAGGGGCAGCCCAGUCCCAGGCCCAGGCCCAGGCCCAGGCCCAGGCCCAGGGGAGCCUGAGAGGGGGCCGGCAGCAGCGGAGAGCCGACUUCUCCCGGUUCCUGGAUGAAAUCACCGUUCAGUUGCUCAGCCCGGCGAGGCUCGAUUUCUUCAAUGCCCGGCCGCGGGGGCCGCCGGGGAACGGAGACACCGAGGACGCUCGGCCCCUCGCCGCAGGCCCGGCCUCUAGCCUGGAGACCAGCACCGGGCCCGGAGCCUACACACACUGCACCGAGUCUGGGCGCAGCCCCCAGCACGGGGACGGGGAUGAGGAGGAGGAAGAGGCGGAGGCAUCACCCUGGGCUGUCGAGGGGAAGGCCCGCGGAGGAGGGGUCCACAAGGAGCUGCUUGUAGAUGCCAAUCAUCUGAAGUCUUUACAAGAGGAGAAUGAAAAUCUACAGAGACACCUACUCCAUGCCACCUACCAAAUGGAGAGGAUGGACAUGGACUUCAAGGCCAGCCAUGGGCACCUGGAGUCCGAGCUGCAGAGAGCUCGGGUGGACAUGGAGGACCUCAGGGAGAAGUUCUGGAGGCUACAGGAGAAUUACUUCAGCACACAGCAAGCUAAGGAGUUCAUGGAGGAGAAACUCUGCACUAUUUGUUCAGAUUCUGUGAACACAUCGAUCGUACUGGACUUCUACAGCCAAACACUUGAAGAUCAGAAGGACUGA